GAAAAGUUUAGUUCAUGUGGGCCAAGAGACACAGCAGAAAGGUUGAGGAGAAUUUCAAAGCAGGGUUGGAUUAAAAAAGGUAAAGAUUUUAAGGAGGUACAAUCACGGACCAGGCCUAAACCCAUCUGCGAAGCUUCAGCAUGCCUUCAAAAUCUAAUCUACCUGAGCGUCAGCUGUUCUACAAAGAAAAAUUAUAUUUUUCUUCCAUCUGGAUAUACAUAAAAACCCUGCAGCUACCAGAGCAGCAAAAUUACUAAUCCAUGCUACCCUUUAAUAUUUUUAGGUUUAAAACCUCUUUAAAACUAUUUAUCAGGAUACUUUGCAGUAAUGCACUACUUUUUACUGAUCCAACUAGACGUGUUUAGGUGUAAAAAACCCAGAAUGAGUUCCAACUUCUCAACACUAACUGUCAGAUAAUAAAAGCAAUAUGCUUAUUCAUGUGUUUUGUGAUGCUAAGUGGCUAAGUCCACCUUAUUAUAGCUGUAUUUACAUAUCUUUAUGGGUCAUUUGACAUAUGAGAACCUGCUCGAUGAUUACCCCAAAAGCAGCAAUAACCCUCCACAAUAAAAGGUGUAAAGUAAUAAAGGCUCCUAAAAGAUGAAGCAUUAACCAUAACAGUGAUAGCACGCUAGGCCGCCAUCCCUCUUUAGCAGGGGCAAAGGUCAAGCUUUAUCAGAUCACGUAAAUCAAGGCUUUGCAAAGGAAAGUAACAAACAAGCGUUUCCUUCAACUAAGACGCAAUGAUGAACGUGGUGGGUUUCUUAUUUGUGCCGUUGCUCCUAGCGCCGGGGGUAUUAACGCUGGAGAGAGCGGAGCAUGACUACUACAAGUACCAUCCAAUGGAGAAGAUCAGCACCUGGAUGACUCAGAUGGAGAAGGAUCACCCCGAUGUGGUGACCAUAGUGGAUUAUGGGAAGACUUACGAGAACAGGACUAUAAGCUUGCUGAGGAUUGGUCUUAAAUCUGAAGCCAAAAAAAAGGCCAUCUGGAUGGACUGUGGAAUUCACGCUAGAGAGUGGAUCGCUCCGGCCUUCUGUCAGUACUUUGUCAGACAGAUUCUCCAGACAUACAAAACAGAUGCUAAAAUGGAAGCAAUGAUGACGAACAUGGACUUCUACGUCACGCCGGUGCUCAACAUAGAUGGCUACAUGUAUUCCUGGAAGGACAUCUCAACCCGACUGUGGAGGAAGAACAGGUCACCAGGACCUUCAGGCGGCUGCUACGGCACCGAUCUCAACCGCAACUUUGAUGCCAACUGGGGCACCGUUGGGGUGUCGUCUGACUGCUCCUCCAACAUCUACUGUGGGAGAGGGCCCAUCUCAGAGCCCGAAGCCCAGGCCGUAACUUACUUUGUUGGAAGCCGAAAGGAAGACUUCCUGUGUUUCCUCACCAUCCACUCCUACGGCCAGCUGCUCCUGGUUCCCUACGGACACCCCAACUUCACCGCCCCCAACUAUGAGGAGCUGAUGAAUGUGGGAAAGGGAGCAGCUGAAGCCAUUUGGAAAGUCCAUGGGAAAAACUACACAGUAGGAACCUCCCCGGAUGUAUUAUAUGCCAACUCUGGUUCAUCCAGAGACUGGGCUCGAAUGCAGGACAUCCCCCUGACCUUCACCUUUGAGCUGAGAGAUAACGGAACGUACGGCUUUGAACUCCCCGAGGACCAGAUCCAGCCGACCUGCGAGGAGGCCUACCAUGGGGCUCUGCACAUCAUCACCUACGCCCAUGACAAGACCUUUAGCGGUGCGGCAGCCGCUGCUGCAGCAACCCUUUGGACCAUGCUGUUAGCGGUGGGGGUCUCCGGGGCCAACCUGCUGUGAGGAGAAAAGCUGCUCUCAAACUAUAAAUAGAAGGAGUUUCUUAUAUUUGAGCAGAA
Cyprinodon variegatus (sheepshead minnow) is the source of this 1873-nucleotide messenger RNA. It is a transcript of the gene cpo, whose product is annotated as carboxypeptidase O. Bases 741 to 1817 code for a protein of 358 amino acids. The transcript has 9 exons. Gene Ontology annotation, biological process: proteolysis. NCBI's taxonomy places the organism in Eukaryota, Metazoa, Chordata, Actinopteri, Cyprinodontiformes, Cyprinodontidae. The record is from RefSeq and is a predicted model, not a curated record. Gene Ontology annotation, molecular function: metallocarboxypeptidase activity; zinc ion binding.